Molecule: messenger RNA, 1514 nt
Organism: Nerophis ophidion (straightnose pipefish)
Lineage: Eukaryota; Metazoa; Chordata; Actinopteri; Syngnathiformes; Syngnathidae
Product: D-glutamate cyclase, mitochondrial-like
Exons: 14
Coding region: 51-1514 (487 amino acids)
Biological process (GO): glutamate metabolic process
Molecular function (GO): D-glutamate cyclase activity
Source: RefSeq, a predicted model, not a curated record
UCUGACGUAUUUUCCGGGUCCUGUAACUUUGCUCACAUAUUCCAUGAAUCAUGCUGGCUGCUGUCAAAGGAGCAAGUCUUGGCCUGAGAUACUUCAGCAGUAACUGCAGCAAAGGGUACCGGCAAGCUCACCUGGUCAUCCUCCCUAAACAUUUGGCCGACGACUUUGAGGCGUUCUGCCACAGUAAUCCUGCUCCUUUGCCGCUGCUGGAGCGCAGACAGUGGGGGGAACACUCCUGCCCACCUCUGGCUAAAGAUGAUGUCAUCAGAAUCUAUCAAGGCGGUGUUCUGCUGGAAAAUGUCUCCAGCCUGCAGAACUCCAGUGUUUCAGCCAGGAGUGCAUCGCAACAGUCAUCUGGGCUUGAAGUGAAGUGGUCAGACAUGGUGUGUUUCUAUCUGGGCUGUAGCUUUGGCCUUGAGGCCGGCCUGAAGAAAGCUCUGGCCGUAGUCAGGAAGGCCAGCAUGUACAAGACUGCAGUUCCCUGCAUUCAAGCCGGUGUUUUCAGCUGCCCUCUCGUGGUGUCCAUGUGUCCAAUCCCACCGAGUAGACUCCAGGCAGCGGUCCAAGUCACGCACCAGAACCCACAUGGAGCCCCUGUGCACAUCGGGGAUGCGGACCUGCUGGGCAUUCAGGAUCUGUCCAGACCAGAUUAUGGGGGUCCAGUUGAGUUGCAGCCUGCGGAUGUCCCCGUCUUCUGGGCCUGCGGUGUGACGGCUGUGGAAGCCAUAAUCAGCAGCAAGCCUUCAUUGGCAUUCACUCACUCAGCAGGCAGCAGCGUGGGCUUGCCAGGUGUCCAGGGAAGCUCCCCAAUGGGCCCUCCCCCUCACAGCAUGGGUUUGGCAUCACAGAGGGCUGUGUCCAAGGUCAGGAAGUUGGAAGCCAUCAUUGGAGAAGAUCCAGGUCAACGAGGAAUCAAAGCUUUGUUUAUCCAAGAUGAACUCAUCCGCUCCUGUCUGGCGCUCUCCCAUGCGUCAUCUGUUGCCAUAACAACAGGCUUUCCCACUCACUACAUGCACAGCCCUCCCGAUGAGACCGAUGGCCCACCUGGAGCUGUUGCCAUGGCGACCAUGCUCCUUUCCCUGGGCAAGAAAGUUACACUGGUGGUGGACAGAAGGGCCUUGGAGAUGAAUCAGGCCAUCAUGGCUGAAGCUGUGAAGAAAGCAAACAGCAUCAAUAGUCUGAGAUCCAUCAACAAGCUGUGCGUGCAGGACAUGGAGGCGGAGCUCCAGCAUCAACCUCACAGGAUCAGUCAGGGUCUGAGACUAAAUGCAGCAACACACUUUCAUUCUCUUUCACUCGCUCACUGUGGACUUUCCCACACUUCCACAUCCAACCCGGCCAGCGCGGCGCCCAAAGUCGCCAGGCGUGCGCACGCCAACAUGAAAGCGCGUCCGUCCGAGGUGGGCAGUUUUGGGUAUAAAAAGGCGUGGCCUUCACCGCUCUCCACGGUCCCACCAGACUUUGUGGGCCUGCUCGGAGACCACCUGAGCCACCAGACUACAGUGAACGGCUGA